Osmia lignaria (orchard mason bee) is the source of this 6167-nucleotide messenger RNA. Lineage: Eukaryota; Metazoa; Arthropoda; Insecta; Hymenoptera; Megachilidae. The record is from RefSeq and is a predicted model, not a curated record.
GAUAAGCACUUGCCUACAUGCACAGUUUUCAGUAUUCCUGAUGUAGGUGCCCGGUCCUAGGCUCUAGCGGCUGAGUCUUCGGCAGAGAGGUUGCUGUAUGAAUUUUGGUGGGAUUCUUUCGUAUGGCUUGAUGAAUUAAAAACAUUUUAGGUCAAGGUCCUUGAGAUUCUCAAGGUAAUGCAGUUGUAUUCAGGGUUUUCGUCAGAGUUCUGGGGGAUCUGUGGUGAACCAGGUGUGCAGUUUACUGUUAGGGUUCCUUCAUCUUUUCUUGUGGGAAUGUUAACCCCUUAGGAGCUCCCCAUCAUUUUUCUCGAAUGUAGUAUUAUAGAAAUGGACCUCAGGGGGUUAGAAGUGUAAAUGCUCUGAAACCUGUGGUAACAUUAGGUUCUCAUAAUUAAUCAAUGAUCGUUGUUUGCUUGCACAAUUCUGUGUAUUUACUGAUAGGUAAAUGCGUUUAAUUGAUACCGUAUUUGGUAGGAAUUGAUGGAGGUUUGUGUACAGGGGCUGAAUCAGUAUUUAGACCGGAUAGGGCAAAAACUUUCCUAUUCUGAAAAUCAGAAAUAAUCACUUUAUUCCUCAGAUCUUAGCUAUAAAUUUGAGAUUCUUAUGUCAUAAAUUUGGAUAAAAAGUUAAUUCUUUUGAUAUCAGGUUGAUGGCUGAGAGGUGUGCCAUUAUAAGGGAGGGUACACUCUAUUGAGAUUAGGGUUCGCAGUUUAUCUUUUUUUAUACGAGUUGCUGAAGCUCCUGUCUUGUAAACUGGAGGUAUACACGUGAUAUAAGUUAUGGUUUAAUUAGGAAUUACAGUGGUGCUAGGGGAAUACUGUUUAGCUAUGGUCGUCUUCUGACUCGUAUAAGUGGAUGAAGUUCCACUUCUUCUUUCCACUUUCUUUGAAUUUUUUACGUAAUUUUCUUAGCUGAGAAAGCUUUAUAAAAGGUGGGCAAGUGUUCCAUUGCUCAAUUAUAUUAUAUUUUUCCAGUAAAUUAAGAAGUUCCACUGAUAACUUGUUAAUGGGUCAUCAAUUAAGGAAGGAAGACAGAUCACACUACUCACUAAAAGAUAGUAAAAUUACUCUAACAAUAGCCUCUUGCCUUAAAAAAUUCAUUUUGAUCCACUUGAAGUGAGAUGAAACACAAAUACUCAGUAAACCUAAUUCAAAGACAACUAUGGAUCCUAGUAUCUCUAGUAUCUCCUAGUUAUUUUAGAUACCUACUUGAAUAUUAUAAUUUCAAUUGAUCGUUCACGAAACGUUUCGUCACAGUUUCCAACCAUGGCAACGCAGUUUUCUCAAUUGCGUGAGGGAAGGCACGUGGAUCGAUCGUCGUGUCUUAAAGGCUCGUCUUCAAACGACAGUUUCCCCAGGAAAUGACGAGAUAAUCUAAAAAUUUUGUAACGACUUUCUCGGACGAGAUUUCUUCCGGUUUAGAUAGAAAACGCUGAUACGAACUGGUUUCUUCGUUUUUGCCUGAUGCCGAGGAAGCGAUGGGACGAUAAGGAAGGAUGGUAUAAGCGGUGAAAAAGUCGCUUCUGUCGUGAGAAAUCGUGACGGUUGUACUCUGACAUUUAUGGAGAUAACUUUAAGAGUGACAGGUUUUGGAUUCACUAAAGAUUAUGUUGAGGUCAUUUCAAUUUAUUUUUCUUAAAAUCCUCUUUCCUUCGAAUAGAAAUUUCUACGAUUGUUUGAUACCUGUAUCAGAGUACUCUGAUACAUCGAGAUAUAAAUGGAGGUAAAAGAAUUAAUUUUCAUGAUGAAUAUUCAUCAACAGGUCUAGGUUAGGUCACCAAUAGAGUAUUCUGAUGAACGAAUGAAAAUCGAAAGUUGAUCAAUUUAAAUCUUAUUGAAUAAUACACCGAAAGCUAUUCUAAAAAAAGACGAUUAACGAAAUUAUGUAAUAAUUACGUUGGACGUGUGGUUUUUUCUUUUCAAUUUUGUUCGAAAUCUUUCCAGAAACCUGUUGGAGAACGGCAAAUGUACUUCGCUGAGGCAAUUUGCAUACUCGUUUUCCUUGAAUAUCCUUGUUCCUCAUUCUCGUACGAUAACUCCUCGAUUAACUUGAACGUUGCUCAUUAUCUUCAGUUAAUGAUACACCUGCCAUUGUUUAACUGCGACCGUUUUGCACACGCUUGAAUCGAUUGUUGUCGAAGACUUUUCUUUUUUUAGAAAAUCAACAAUUGAGAAUUUAAUAAUAAUUUGGUCAUUUUUAUGGAAGGUACAGAAAUUUUUGAAAGAUUCAGGAAUUCAAUGAAAAUAUUAAAUUGCAAAAUUUUUGGAAUAUAAUAAUGUUUUCUCGACUGCCAUUGGGAUCCAGGCUGAAAUCCCAAAUUGAAUUUCCCAAUAAUGGAAAUUCGAUCAGACUUUCGCGCCCAUUUGCCCAUUCUUCAGCACCCCCUCGAUCCAAACGCAAUUCGACGUCUAAAGUAAGGGGCACAAAGAAAAGUUUACGUUUCCUCGUUCAAUAUUCCGUCUCAGUUUCCUUCCCUCAGCAUUUGAAGAUGUCAUGUUACUACUGAGGAUUGGAUGUUCUUCUCCUGUUCCCUUUUAUCUCCAUAGAAAGCGUCGAUGCAUAAAUUAUGGGAAUUUCAACGUCCAUUUUAAAACAUCUGUAUUAUCGUAAAUAAAAGGUGAAUCUUUUACAUUUUCUUUCCUCUUUUAAAUCGAGAUUCGUUACUUCAAAUUUCCUUCAUUUUUUGAGGGAAAAAUUUCAUUUUCUCCAUUAUAUGGAAAUGAGUCAAUAACAACUGCCAGUUGAAGAAUGAAAGUUUGGAGAAAUAUUUUUAACCCACCGUGAAAAAUAAUUGUUUAAUGAAAUAGACAUUUGACGACUGGAAUGGAACAGUUCAGCAAUUCUAUCGUGGUAUGUUGGACAAAGUGGGACAAGUACCAACUUAACCAAGAGGAAACUAAUUAGGCUAGACCCUCGGCUACUUGUUGGCAUCGAGUCUCUUUAUCUCGGAAUUUAGCGACACAGAGAUACUAAAUUGGAACGUAAGCAUUUGCCAACUCUCGGCCACUAAAAUUAACAAGGAAUCUUUCAAAGUGAACGUUGAAAUUUCGAUAAUCUGCGAAAUCUUCUGUUAAAUAUGUUUAUCUAUAAUAACUUCCUCGACACUUUGAAAUUGCAGAAUUAUUUUCAAUCAAUUUUGCAUAUUACACGUCGAGAGAAUUUAUUUAUACUCUAUUUCGCAAGAGGUACAGGUACAAAUUUGAAAAUGUUAGGAUAGGUCAGGUUUAUUAUAUAAAUCUUCUGAAAUAAUAAUGAAAUACUUGAUAGAAUUUUCUGAACUUGAAUGCAAACAAUCGAGACACGAUUUCAGAAAGGCAUUCAGCUAGUUAGAGAUUUAUCCGGGAGCAAAAGGGGACAAAUUGCCUCGUUUCCGUAGCGAACGAAACGAACCUGCCAAACGAGGGCAAUUUCAGUGGCAAUUUGAAAUCCUGAUAACGUAACACUUUUGCUACCAUGAUUUGUCGAAGCGUCGCGACGACUCCGCGUCUUUUCGAGCCAGUGAACGUCCCCUCGAAACGCAAUCAUUCUAAUAGGCUACUCUGAUGAGUAAACAAAAAUCUAGUUUUAUCCUCCGUCCAUGUUCAUUUAACGUUUCACUUCGCCUCCUCUUGUUUCACCCUGAAGCGUUGGACAUUCUUGUUAGGGAAAUGAAGUGGUUUCAUGGUGAUCAAGAUUGAGUUACUAAGUUCAUAAAUAUUGUUUAUAAAGUUUAAGUGGAGACAUCUUUCAUUUUUGAAGAUGAAGAGGUUUCCAGUUUAGACAUGACAGGAUGAUAGCAUAAUUAAAAUAAAGAACUCAUUAAGGUUCCAAGUACUCGAUAAUUAAAUUAGUGACGAUGAGUACUCACACCUUCAACAUAGUACCCUGAAAGUGUACCAAACCGUAUCAAGUGACAACUACCUUCGUAAAAAGUGUGUUCUUGGAGUGCAGAAGACGAAACAGUUCUACUCAAGUGAACUCUAAGUGAAUUUACCAAUUCCCCAUCAAUCAUCACCAAAGAGGUCAGCUUAGCCUCCGUAAGAAACUUUGAACCACACAUGUACUCCGAGUGACUAUAGACCUAAAAGUGAGGAUUCCAAAUCAUCAUUUGGAAGCUUUCCCAGAGGACCUGGAAUGCGUUCAAAGACUGAAGAUCGUUUUCAAGAACGACUCGAACCGAUCAGCAUCGCAGCCUAACGAUGUCUGACUCCAGUGGCGGCUUAAUGGACUUCUCGGGGUCCGGCAGUGGCCUGAAAAGGUGUGGGGCCGGCAUGAGUUCCCCGUCACUUGGCGCUGGAGGCAGCAUAGGAAAUUCCGGUGGGCUGCCUCGAACUCUAUCCGCUUCCGCUCUUCGGCUACGACCGUCCAGGAAGGCUCUGUUCUGGGAACAGUGUUUCGAGUCGCCGCCAAAAAGAGACUUCCAUGGCGAGGACCUCAUCGUCACGCCCUUCGCGCAGAUCCUUGCCUCCUUACGGUCGGUCAGGAACAACUUCCUGUCCCUUACAAAUGUGCCCACGAACAAAUCACGAAGGAGUAGCGGUGCCCAAGGUAGCAGCACACCGCAACCGCGGAUUGUGGCGCCAGGAGAGGAGAAUUACAUGAAACUGGCCGUCGAGACGAUGGAAGAGCUGGAUUGGUGCCUGGACCAGCUGGAAACCAUUCAGACUCAUCGGUCCGUGUCCGACAUGGCCUCCCUCAAGUUCAAACGUAUGCUGAACAAGGAACUCUCUCACUUCUCGGAAUCCUCAAAAUCUGGAAAUCAGAUUUCAGAAUAUAUUUGCAGCACCUUCCUUGAUAAGCAGCAAGAGUUGGACUUGCCCUCCCUGCGAAUCGAGGAUGCAGUCGCGGCUGCAGGCAGCGCAGAUGCAAGGGCGGCGAAAAAGAAGGACCGAGUUCAGCGAGGUCCUGCUGCGAUGUCCCAUAUCAGCGGCGUGAAACGGCCACUUACACACACGAAUAGCUUCACAGGGGAGCGUGUGCCACUUUACGGCGUUGAAACGCCCCAUGAAGAAGAACUUGGCAAGCUUCUAUCAGACAUCGACAAGUGGGGCAUCGACAUCUUCAGGAUAGGCGAGCUGAGCAACAACAGGCCGCUGACUUGCGUCGCCUAUACAGCCUUCCAAAGCAGAGAUCUGCUUAAAUCGCUGGCCAUACCGCCCAAGACCUUCGUCACCUUUAUGAUGACCCUCGAGGAUCACUACGUCAAGGACAAUCCCUUCCAUAAUAGCCUGCACGCGGCCGACGUGACCCAGUCCACCCACACUCUGCUCAACACGCCCGCACUCGAGUCGGUAUUUACGCCGUUGGAAAUCACUGCGGCACUCUUCGCUGCUACCAUUCACGACGUAGACCACCCUGGACUCACCAACCAGUUCCUCAUCAAUUCGAGCUCCGAGCUUGCCCUGAUGUACAAUGACGAGUCCGUUCUGGAGAACCACCACUUGGCCGUGGCUUUUAAACUCCUCCAGAACGAGGGCUGCGACAUAUUCGUAAAUAUGACAAAGAAACAGCGUCAGACACUUCGCAAGAUGGUCAUCGACAUGGUCCUCUCCACGGACAUGUCCAAACACAUGUCCCUCCUCGCUGAUCUGAAGACCAUGGUGGAGACUAAGAAGGUGGCUGGCUCUGGCGUUCUUCUGUUAGACAACUACACCGAUCGUAUCCAAGUCCUCGAGAACCUGGUGCACUGCGCUGACCUGUCCAACCCCACGAAACCAUUACCACUCUACGAACGAUGGGUCGGUCUGCUGAUGGAAGAGUUCUUCCUCCAAGGAGACCGCGAACGUGAACAGAACAUGGACAUCAGCCCGAUGUGCGACAGGCAUAGUGCCACGAUCGAGAAGUCGCAGGUCGGCUUCAUUGACUACAUCGUCCAUCCUCUUUGGGAGACCUGGGCGGAUCUAGUGCACCCUGACGCCCAGGAUAUCCUGGACACGCUCGAGGAGAACCGAGACUGGUACCAAUCCAAGAUUUCUCCAUCACCGCCGUCCGAUGACCAGCCGCAACAGCAAGGAAACGAGCCACAAUCUGAGAGGAUACACUUCCAGGUGACACUGGAGGAAGGCGAUGAAACCGGUGAGGCGACAGAAACCGGAGAGUCGGGUGGAGCGGCACAGACAACAACGUUAUCCAGCGAGGAAGGGGGCGGUGAGACAGAGGAGAACGCCGCGGAGGCUGGAAUGUGA